CUUCCAUCUCGGAGUCACGAGCGUCACCCGCUGCUUGCCUGCCUCCACCACGUCGCUUCAAGUUGACCUGCAGUUACCUCUAUUAUAUCCCACGAAACUGGCGUAUAACUGCGCAUUGACAUCGCAACUCGCCUCGCCAGCAACAGAUACGUUGAGUUGUUGCUGCAACAGUUGUUCGAGCCAAAAUGUCAAGACAAGUACGCUCGAAGGUGGCACCGCGAAGGUCGUGGCGCUCGGUGACGGGUUUAUUGCUUCACAGUCGGACGCUGCAUAGCACGUUGGCGAUGAUGGAGCACCAGGACAACGUCGCUCGGCUAAUCAGCGAGAUGCCGCGUGCUCACAGCCCGAGACGGCGAACCAUUGAGAUCCAGCACAUGCCGCAUGCCGCUCCUGUUAUCAAACUACUGGCCAAGCCACUUGUGUUCAGGAAGACCAAGCGCGAGCUCGAGCGAGAGCAACAACAAGCACAAGAGCGCCGACAGCUCGAACGGAUGCAGAACAAGAAGCGGCAAAUGGGACAGACUCGGGAGAAUAUCAAACGUGCACGACCUAAGUGUGCACGUAUGCUGCAGUGGAGUUGCCGAAGGGCAUCGGAGUAUAUUAAUUCGAGACCGGCAGAGUUGCGUACACAGUCCCGGCGUCGACUGUUUUAAAGUGAUGACGUCAAGAGCUUGACCAAGUCCAGUUGAUGCGAGUCAAGAUGAUCCAAGUGCAUUUUUGAAGUGGAGAGCACUCGAUUUGAACAGGUACAGCAGAGUGGAAACAAACGCUCUCGACUACACUAUGAACGAUGGUUUGGACGGAAGCUAGUAGAGCAGAUCCAUCGUCACUUUCGGCGCAAUUUCAAGGAAAUAAAGGCCCUAGUAGCCGCUCAUACAAUAAAUAGAGAAACAUGAUACUUAAGUAUCAAUACUCUCG
Molecule: messenger RNA, 918 nt
Organism: Phytophthora nicotianae INRA-310
Lineage: Eukaryota; Oomycota; Peronosporomycetes; Peronosporales; Peronosporaceae
Exons: 1
Coding region: 186-653 (155 amino acids)
Source: RefSeq, a predicted model, not a curated record